This is a messenger RNA of Cyanistes caeruleus (blue tit), 3024 nucleotides long. RefSeq names its product caspase 7 (gene CASP7). Gene Ontology annotation, cellular component: cytoplasm. NCBI's taxonomy places the organism in Eukaryota, Metazoa, Chordata, Aves, Passeriformes, Paridae. The record is from RefSeq and is a predicted model, not a curated record. Gene Ontology annotation, biological process: apoptotic process; execution phase of apoptosis; proteolysis. Gene Ontology annotation, molecular function: cysteine-type endopeptidase activity.
CCUGUCGGGAAGCAAAAGCCUGUUUGUUACCGUGCCUGUGUUUUGUGCCAAUUAGGAGGCAGUUACACUGAAAAAUGUCUCUUUGAUGUAAAUCUCUUCAGGUAGUGAAUGUUAAACACCACGCACCGCUGGGUAGGUGUAUGAUUUUGCAGGAUCGGAGCCUGCAUCCAGGAGUAAUUAGCAAGACUGUGCCAAUCUUCAGUCCACAAACUGGACUGCUGGGCCUGAUGCUACGGCUACCCAGUGGGACGUCGUAAUUAGCAGAGAUGCAACAUGCAGAAUAAUUGGGAGGAUAAGGAAAUGCCACUGAAGUUUAUAUAAGGGGAAAAAUUUCCUUAGAUCUAGACAAUCUCGUGUCACCAUGAAACUUUCGGCUCUUCUUUUGCGGGGGUGUGCCGGAGCACAGCUAUUAAAAAGUGGUAAUUUCGGUUCCGCUGUGAUGUGGCCGUCAUUGCCUGAGGAGCGAGGAGGGCCCGGGGCUGUGCCCGAGACCCUCUGCCGGGGGGAUGGGGACAGGGAUGGGGUCAGGGAUGGGAACGGGGACAAGGAUCAGGGAAGGGAACGGGGAUGGGGACGGGGACAAGGGUCAAGGAAGGGAUCGGGGAUGGGGACAGGGAUGGGGACACGCCAGCGGAGCCCGCCCCGCCCCGGCGCCGCCCCGGGGGCACCGCCGGCCGCUUUCGCUUUAAGUUUCGCUUUAAGUUUCGCUUUCGCUCCCGCCCGGCCGGACCCAGGACCAAGAUGUCAGAGGAUCAGCGUGGUGAUCUCCCUGCUGGAGAGGAAGGUGAUGAGGAUGGCUCUGAUGCAGUUGAUGCAAGGCCAGACAGAAGCAGCAGGUUCUCACUUUUUGGAAAAAAAAGGAAGAAUGGAGAAGAAGAGCAGCCAAAGCCCUCUCUCAGUAAUCAAUACCGAAUUGUUACACCCACAUUCCAGUAUAAUAUGGAUUACAAGAAAGUUGGCAAAUGUAUUAUUAUAAACAACAAGAAUUUUGAAGACAAAACAGGAAUGGGCACACGUAAUGGCACCGACAAAGAUGCUGGAGAUCUUGCUAAGAGUUUUAGAAACUUAGGGUUUGAGGUUUUUACAUACAAUGACCGAAGCCGUGAUGAUAUGGAAAAAUUACUGAAGCAAGCUGCUGAGGAGAACCACAGUGAUGCUGCCUGCUUUGCCUGUAUCCUCUUAAGCCAUGGGGAAGAAGGGCUCAUCUAUGGCACAGAUGGACCCAUGGCUAUCAAGAGUCUGACUGCCCUGUUCAGAGGAGACAAGUGUAAAAGCCUUAUAGGCAAACCCAAACUGUUUUUCAUUCAGGCCUGCAGAGGCUCUGAAUUUGAUGAAGGUAUACAGACUGACUCUGGACCUGCCAAUGACACCCUGGAGACAGAUGCCAACCCGAGAUACAAAAUCCCAGUAGAAGCAGAUUUUCUGUUUGCUUAUUCCACAGUGCCAGGUUAUUACUCCUGGAGAAACCCUGGAAGAGGCUCCUGGUUUGUGCAGUCCUUGUGCUCUGUGCUAAAUGAGCAUGGAAAGCAGCUUGAGAUCAUGCAGAUCCUCACUCGGGUCAACUACGUGGUGGCCACGAAUUUCGAGUCCCAGUCUGACGAUCCCCGCUUCAGUGAGAAGAAGCAGAUUCCCUGCGUGGUCUCCAUGCUCACUAAGGAACUGUACUUCUGAAAGUGCAUUUUAAUGCAGCCCAUGGUGAAAGGUCAGGGUAUGGUUUUGGGUGGAGAUGUGUUUGUAAACAGGAGUAACACAUUUUUAAUAACAGAAAUGUAAUAAAACUAGAUUGUUAUGUUGUAUAAGAUGGGGUAACUGAUGGAUGGACAAUAUGCAAUAUUUUAAAGAAGCUGUGGGCCAGCCUGACAGUUACUACUAAUUAUUGUAUCUUGGUUUCCUUUAGUGUGACUGUCAUGAUUUAUGGCUGCUGAAGAUGUUAUGAGUCAGCUACCUGACCCAUAAAGUUUAUUCCCAGAAAGCAGAUUGAAAUUAAGAAUAAAACAAAAAUCUUGAGACUCCUUCUCAUUCACUGCUAUCUCAUGGAACCAUAACCUCCUUGGAAAUUUCCAAAGACCAUCAUAUUAUGGGUAUGUCCAGUAAUAAAACAGUUUGUAGCUAUUUAAAAGGGUGUUUCUUAGUCUAAUAUAUUAAUUUCCUUUUAAUGAACAUUAUUAAUGAAGGCUAAUGGUUGCUCUGCGCUCAAUCUGGAAGUCAGUUUACCUAGACAUCAUUCUAGCAUAAGAUGAAUGUAUAAAAAUUAGUACUUUAGAUUAUUUACCUGAAAACUACAGAAAUGUAAUAAAUCAAACAAUGACAAUUAAAAUCUUUGUAAAGAAUUGGCAAAUUUUACUUGGAUGAUACCAUAUUAAAGUGCCAUUGUAAAGAUAUUUUGCCUUACAAAUGACAGUUGACUGAGAGAACAAUCUGAAAUGGUGGUAUUGCAGUUCUUCUGCUUGCAGAAAUAAAAAUGUCUGCUUGAUUCAGAACUUUUGAACCAUAAGAAAAUGACAAGGGUUUAUUAUAAAACAUUAAAAUUUAAUGUCGAAAAGGUAGAAUUAUGUGUUCCAGUAACAAUGGAUGUUUAGAUUUAACUUGUAGUUGUGAGGAGUUUUGCCAAAACUGGAAAUGCUUACUUGAAUCAGAAACCAGAAGUGCCUUCUUAGUUACUGUACGGUCUUGAUUUUGUGUUUUAGAGUUAUGUUGGUGAUGUUUAUAUUUCUACUUUUUAUAUUCACUUUAGUUGGUAGCUAGGUCAAAAAAAUAAGUUUAAUUAUUUGGUUAAACUGAUAAAGAAUUAGUUGUUCACCCUUUUCCCAGUUAAUGUACUCUCCUUGCAAUCUUCUGAGAAAAUAAGUGCAUGGUAUUAAAGCCAAGUUACCAAAUUGUUAGGUUUAUUUUCUUACAAAUACUGUGACAUAAUGAGAUAUAUAUAUUUUUUUUCAUAAGUCAAAUUUACAGUUGCUUGAAUUAAAUAAAUGGUGCUUUAUGGAUAUAUUGAGCAUGAUAUCAAUAAAGACCUUUUCUAAAAAA